AUGAGUCCGGCGAAAGACCCCUGCUAUUUGUGGCGCAACCUCGGUAGCGGACCCAAGACACGCCGAUCUGUGGCGCAGCAUAUGCAAAGCUUACCUUACCAGCACUUGCCAGCCAAGCCAGCCAGCCCAGCAUACAGCCUUGACAGCCUGCGGGCGCGUCCCACGGGUUGUUUUAGGCUAGUCUCGCCCCAAGAACCAGGGAGCUCAUUCACGGGGGAUAGCUCUGCUAUCGUCACUGUGGCUGAACACUCCAGCACUCUGCAGGGCGUAUCGAGUCGUAUUGUGCCGUAUUACCUAGUCCUGGUCAGAUGGUUGCGGUUGACCCGGUAUCUUCACGGGCUCUGUGCCACCACUUCCCACAACACUACCCCCCGGCAGAAACAGACGGGCUCUCCUGAAAUCAUGGUGCUUCUCACAGUGACGACUUCCAUCGUGAAGGCUCUGGCGGAAUUGGAACCGCUGCGCAUUGACUUUCCCGGAUCUGGUGAUGAGAACAUAGCUGCCGACGCGCCCAGGCUGACGGAACCGACCGUUGGAAACCCGAUCACUCACGGGCAGAUUAUCGACAUCUGGAAACAGCUCAAAGCCAGAGAGAACCCGAAAUGGUCUUUGGAAGAGCUGCUAAAGGGGGCGGCAAUCUACGUUCCGCCUCCACCACCCAGGGCAGAACCGUCGGACGAAUACAAAGCGCUUAUGGCACGAUUGCGGAGAGAUGAAGAAGAGCGAUCAUACGAGCGCAUGCUAAAAGCUCCCCCGACCCGCGAGACUUUUGCUCAACGAUUCCCGCAGGCGUCCAUGAGCAUGGCGGACUCAUUUGCCGAAGCCAACAAGCCAUUCCAGAAAUCGGACAUGGGCGAAGAACAAAUAUCGCACGGAGAGGUACAAAAGCAGGUCACACUGAUCAUCAACUUCCUGGUCAGCAUCGCAGGGUGCGCCGCUGCCUUCUGGAUCGUGGCUCAGUGGUGGAGCACGACGGCAAGGUUGUUUCUCACGUUAUUCGGUACCAUCGUCGUCGCAGUAUGCGAGGUCGCCGUCUAUCAAGCAUACAGCUGGCGCAUGGAAGAAGGCGACAGGAAACAACGAAACAUGAAAGAAGUCAAGGAGGUCGUGAAGACUUGGGUCGUCGGCCAGGAUGAGAACACCAAGGAGGGUUAUGAGCCUGUGCUCAUACAGCCAAAGGACGACGACACGGGUACGGAUACCGGCUUGCGCAAGCGUGUGCCUGUGCAAACCUAAAUCGCAUCCCCGCACCCGAGCGAUAUCGAAUAUCAAUUGAAUUGUUGUACUCGUAUUUUUCCUACUCGUUACAUUGCUUCGUCACUGACUACAUGGAUGCUUGAUGCGUCGCCAAGCUUGGACGGUUGGUUUUUGGUUGAUAGGCAGUCCCUGGACCAGCCCACUUACCGCAUCGGGCUUUUCAUGUGGCAGCCCCACCAUCUCACAAGCGGCUAAUUAAGCUAAGAAGGUAGAGUUAACUUGAAAGCUUGACGCGUCUGUU
Truncatella angustata is the source of this 1498-nucleotide messenger RNA. Its product is annotated as endoplasmic reticulum-based factor for assembly of V-ATPase-domain-containing protein. The transcript is spliced from 2 exons. The record is from RefSeq and is a predicted model, not a curated record. Gene Ontology annotation, cellular component: endomembrane system. The coding region runs from base 1 to 1236 and encodes 411 amino acids. Gene Ontology annotation, biological process: vacuolar proton-transporting V-type ATPase complex assembly. NCBI's taxonomy places the organism in Eukaryota, Fungi, Ascomycota, Sordariomycetes, Amphisphaeriales, Sporocadaceae.